Molecule: messenger RNA, 1511 nt
Organism: Anoplopoma fimbria (sablefish)
Lineage: Eukaryota; Metazoa; Chordata; Actinopteri; Perciformes; Anoplopomatidae
Gene: arl4aa
Product: ADP-ribosylation factor-like 4aa
Exons: 2
Coding region: 208-810 (200 amino acids)
Biological process (GO): intracellular protein transport; vesicle-mediated transport
Cellular component (GO): cytoplasm
Molecular function (GO): GTP binding; GTPase activity
Source: RefSeq, a predicted model, not a curated record
CUCCACACACACACACACACACACUCACUCAGUGAGGACGCAGCGCACAGACAGGCAGGGUGUCUCCGCUGCUCAGGGGGGGAUUUUUGUUGCUGCAUAAACCGUAAUCGCUGCAGUCGUUUUGGAAUAUCAGCAGCUCUGAGGAUUAUUGCUGGAUUUGAAUAGGACCACAUCUCCCAGACCACCAAUCCUUCCCCAUGAGGAAAGAUGGGGAAUGGAUUGUCUGACCAACCCAGCCUCCUCUCUAACGUCCCGUUCUUCCAGUCGUUUCACAUCGCCAUCCUCGGCCUGGACUCUGCGGGGAAGACCACCGUCCUGUACAGACUGCAGUUCAACGAGUUCGUGAACACGGUGCCCACCAGAGGUUUCAACGCGGAGAAGGUGAAGGUGUCUCUCGGCGGCCACCGGAAUGUGACGUUCCACUUCUGGGACGUAGGCGGCCAGGAGAAGCUCCGCCCCCUGUGGAAGUCGUACACGCGAUGCACGGACGGCAUCAUAUUCGUGGUGGACUCCGUGGAUGCGGAGCGCAUGGAGGAGGCCAAAACGGAGCUCCAUAAAAUCGCCAAGACCUCUGAAAACCAGGGGGUGCCUCUACUGGUGGUAGCCAACAAACAGGACUUGAGAAACUCUCUGGGACUCGCCGAGAUUGAGAAAUUGCUGGCGCUGAAAGAACUGGGCCCCGCAACUCCCUGGCACCUGCAGCCGACCUGCGCCAUCAUAGGCGAGGGCCUCAGGGAGGGCCUGGACCGCCUCCACGACAUGAUCCUGAAAAGGAGGAAGGCGCUGCGGCAACAGAGGAAAAAGAGAUAAACUUUAUAAAGACAUGAAUGCUGUUAUAUGUGAAGGAAACGAAGGAUAUUCUCCUGGGUGGAUACAGACACAUCCACCGCAGGUCCAGAUUCAAAACGCUGAGUUUUAUCAGUCCAAAAGUUCCAGUUCUACGUCUUGUGAUGAUGCUGUUGAUCAGGAAGUGACGAUUUAAAGGAAUACAGUAUGAAGAUGAGAAAGUUUGAGACAUGUGUGGGUAUGCUUUAGAGAGUUUGUAUGGAUUAAAAAGCACUGAGGGUUUGAGGUCUGGAAGAGUGAUGGAAGUUAAGACUGCUCCAUGAACGGCUGUUCAAAACCACAUUACCAAAUAUUAUUUAAGGAAACGAGUUGAAGGGUUAUUUGGUAAAUGAUCAAACGUUAUUACACCAGAGGGACUACAAAAUAUAAACAUCCGUUUAAUUUGACUGUUUUCUAUGUUAUUAUAUCUGGUUCAUUUUUUACACUGGACUUUCUCCGGGAAAGAAAAGUAUUAUCAUGCAUUUUUGCAUUAUUAUCGAUUUGCUUGCUGUCUUAUAUAUCUAAUUUUUUAAAAAGCACUUUAGAGUAUCUCUUCGUAUGAAGUUUACAGUUUUUGAAUAGAUAAAGUUUGGGCAAAAUACAACAGAUGCUACUGUAGUUGGUCCACGUUGGCCACAUUGUCAUUAGACAGGUUAUGCAUUUUGUUUUGCUUAAUAAAAUAUAUU